Messenger RNA from Penicillium cataractarum, 663 nucleotides. RefSeq lists its product as uncharacterized. Lineage: Eukaryota; Fungi; Ascomycota; Eurotiomycetes; Eurotiales; Aspergillaceae. Bases 1 to 663 code for a protein of 220 amino acids. The transcript is spliced from 2 exons. The record is from RefSeq and is a predicted model, not a curated record.
AUGUCUGGUGCUGUUGUGAUCAGUCUCUCUGCAUCGAGUAAAACCGGCCGAUUUUUCGCCUACCACGUUUUCCGUCGGGAUGCCGAGAAAAAAGGGCCCAUGGGCUUUCUACAGGUUUCGCAAACGCCAGAGCUGCUAGAUUUUGUCCCGGUAAAAAUUGGCACCCACGUCCCUACCGAGGCGGUGAGCUAUGACCAGACAUAUGAGGCUGUGCGGUGGAUCAGCGGCCUGAAGCCGAAGAAGAUCGUGCUUGUAGAUUUUGGUGCUCGGGCAGGGACUCUUGCUCAGUUUAUUGAGAGCAUCAAAGGCGACCCGACUCUUGGAGAAAUCGGGACGACGAUCGUGCAUGUUGGUUCAGAACAAAAGGUUUAUUCCGCCGGUGAGAUUAAGGAAAGCCGCGAGUCCAUGCAAACAAUGGGCAAGGUCCAGUUCAAUACCUCUGGGGUUCAGGACGCUGUCAUUGCACAGUCGACUGCGAAAGCUUUCUACGACGAUGUUCAGCUUGCGUGGCAUGGUUGGGUUGGCGUCAGCCAUGAGAUUAUGCCUGAUAUUCAGUUACUUCUCGGCCAGGGUGUAUCUGGAGACGAAGGAGUCGAGAAGGGAUGGAGCAGACUGUGUCAAGGGUCUGCGAUUACACAGGAAGGAUUGGUGUAUACGAUGUGA